CCGGUCGGCACUGCUUCCGGUUUGUAGAGCGGUGGGCACAGAGAGCAAAAGGGGGUCGUCCGCGGUCGCCGUCGCUUCUUAACCAUGGGGAAAUCCGAUUUCCUCACCCCCAAGGCCAUCGCCAACCGGAUCAAAUCCAAGGGGCUCCAGAAGCUGCGGUGGUAUUGCCAGAUGUGCCAGAAGCAGUGCCGGGAUGAGGUGAGUGUGCAGCGCCGGCUGCGCUGCCGCUGGCUUGUUUUUACUGCGCGAUCCUCGCCCGGGGGGACCUUCAGCACCCUGGGGUUCGAGUCCCGACGCCGCGGGGCCGGUUUAGGCACUAAGAGAGUCCACAACAACAUUGUAUAUAACGAGUAUAUCAGUCAUCGAGAGCAUAUCCAUAUGAAUGCUACCCAGUGGGAAACUCUAACUGAUUUUACCAAGUGGUUAGGCAGAGAAGGUUUAUGCAAAGUGGAUGAGACACCCAAAGGUUGGUAUAUUCAAUACAUUGAUAGAGACCCAGAAACUAUCCGUCGACAACAAGAACAGGAGAAAAAAAAGAAGCAGGACCUUGAUGAUGAGGAAAAAACAGCCAAGUUUAUUGAAGAACAAGUAAGAAGAUGGUUUAGAUGGAAAAGAACAGAAUGUCCAGUUUUCACUGAAUUAAGCAGGGAAAAUGAUGAAGAGAAAGUUGCAUUCAAUUUGAAUAAAGGAGCAAGUACUUCAGGAGCUUCUUCCAAACCAAGUUCCCUGGGUCCUAGUGCAUUGAAAAUGGUGGGAACUUCAUCAGCGAAAAGGAAAGAAUCAUUUCAGAGCUCAUCUCAGUCAAAAGAAAAGAAGAAGAAGAAAUCUGCACUUGAUGAGAUCAUGGAGCUUGAAGAACAAAAGAAAAAAAGUGCUCGAACAGAUUAUUGGCUACACCCUGAAAUUAUUGUGAAAAUUAUAACAAAAAAACUUGGAGAGAAAUAUCAUAAGAAAAAGGGAGUUGUCCAGGUAAUAAAUGACAAAUACACAGCAGUGGUAAAGAUGAUCGAUUCUGGAGACAAACUAAAACUUGAUCAGACUCAUUUAGAGACAGUAAUACCAGCACCAGGGCCCUUUAAAGGGACGAAAGAGUUGAGAGGUAUUCAGUAUGAGGAUAUCUUAAAACUUGCCUGA
Molecule: messenger RNA, 1134 nt
Organism: Dromiciops gliroides (monito del monte)
Lineage: Eukaryota; Metazoa; Chordata; Mammalia; Microbiotheria; Microbiotheriidae
Gene: KIN
Product: Kin17 DNA and RNA binding protein
Biological process (GO): DNA replication; DNA damage response
Cellular component (GO): nucleus
Molecular function (GO): double-stranded DNA binding
Source: RefSeq, a predicted model, not a curated record